Molecule: messenger RNA, 1682 nt
Organism: Truncatella angustata
Lineage: Eukaryota; Fungi; Ascomycota; Sordariomycetes; Amphisphaeriales; Sporocadaceae
Product: peptidase family S58-domain-containing protein
Exons: 3
Coding region: 296-1561 (421 amino acids)
Molecular function (GO): aminopeptidase activity
Source: RefSeq, a predicted model, not a curated record
GGUUAAACUAAUAUUAGGCUGUACACAACUAACUAACCUUAUUGCUAGUGUGAGCGCACUACUCAUAAUGAUUCAUAUGGAUGAGGAGGAGCAGGGAGUUAGCGUUUGUCAUUUUACGGGGCUGUAAGGUGUCGUACACGGCAAUGAACCGCAUAUUGGAGUGCAAUAUAUAUUCAUGACUGCGUCAGCAUUUGAACGUGGCUGGUCUAAUAUGUCAACCAUAACGUUACUCUGAUUCAAUUCUUCAGCUCCACCGAACUCCAGCAGUGCCGCAGCAGUAACCUAGUACGUUGUGAUGGCUCGCCCCCACAUCCGCGAUCUCGGCUAUGGCCCGGGCUACUACACUCCUGGCGCAAAGAAUUCAAUAUUCGACGUGCCUGGUGUACAGGUUGGUCAAAAGACGAUCCACGAUGAAGAUCAAGGGAUACACGUAGGCGUCACGCUGAUCUAUCCACGCGGCGCGGAGAAAACGCGACUUCAGCCAUCAUAUGCAGCGAUUCACACAUUGAACGGCGGCGGUGAGAUGACGGGAACCCAUUUCAUUCAGGAUUGGGGAUUCACGAGCUCGCCGAUUGCUUUCACCGACUCCAUGUCCUGCGGCGCGGUUUACCAAGCUCUCACUAAUCACAGCUGGGAGACAUCUCGUCGGCUCAAAGAGGACGCCGAAUCGGGUUACAAUCAUCAUGGCUGGCCUGUGGUCGGCGAGACUUGGGGCGGCAUGAACACUGACAUUUACGACUUGAAAUCAACGUUAACCCACGAUCAGGUUGUGGAGGCAAUCAAGGAUGCUGAGACUCGACAACAUGUAUCAGAAGGAGGAUACGGCGGUGGUGCUGGUAUGCUCUGUUUAGGCCACAAGGGUGGCACCGGCACAAGCAGUCGUCUCGUGCCCAGCGGAAGUGAUGAAGAUGAUUUUGUUGUUGGCGUUCUGGUUCAAACGAACUUUGGUCAGAAAUCAAUGCUACACAUUGGCGGCGUGCCUGUCGGUAAAUUGCUGCUGCGCGACGAACUUGAGAAGGGACAGGUGGGUAGUGCUCCUGAGGCCAUACCCGAUCGCACAGAGAGGACGGGUUCCGAAGGCAGCAUUCUUGUUUGCGUAAUCACAAACGCUCCCCUGCUUCCGCAUCAACUAAAGCGCGUUGCCGCCCGGGCUUCCCUAGGUAUAACAGCUGUUGGUGGCUUAGGUGUGGGAUACAACUCUUCAGGUGACAUCAUCAUUGCUCUUUCGGCAUCGAAAAAGUGCGCGCCGCAAGUUGCAAUGAAACAGGAUUGGCAGCGUCCAACCCCAGAGACUAGUAGUGCUGUAGGAGGCCGUCCCUCAGCGCCUGCGGGGCAGAUUAGCGGCGCGGGGUUUCGACGAAACGUGGAAACGCAGACGGUGGAGACGGUGGUGCACAGCUCCAUCGAUGCAUUGUUCGUAGCGACGGCUGAAGCGACAGAGGAAGCCAUUUUGAACUCGCUGUGCCAAGGUAAAAGUCUUAAAGCCUAUGAUGGUACAAUUCAUGAGGGGCUGAACGUUGAGCGGGUUCGUGAACUGUUAGAGCAGUAUAGAGUGCGAUAGGUCAUUGCGAUUUAUUAUAAAGAAAAAGUAAAACAUGUGAAAUAAUUAUUUCUAAAGAGUUUAAAUAAGAUUUAAACUUAUGUACUUAUAUAUAUAAUCAUUAUUUAUUUGCUCUUAUAAA